ACAGUUUAAAAAAUUCUCAGUUCUCAGACAACGUUCGCAAAAUGGAUAAAAUAUUGCUGAUUACUAUGUUAGCGCUUUUAGCGACAACAGCGGCAGAACCACUAUUGUAUAGCUCCAGUAUCUUUGCAUCUCCUUUCACUUCUGCGGCCUUGGUAGCACAGCCAGUAGCGCCAGUUGCACCAGUGGCACCCGUUGCCCCAGUUGCACCAGUUGCACCAGUUGCACCAGUUGCAGCUGUUGCACAAUCUGUUCCCGCAUCAUACGCUGCAAUUCCUUACGCAUCUGUAUCAGAUUACAGAUAUUCGUAUGGUUCAUCGUUGAAUCUACAAGACUAUUUAAGUGUACCAUUGCCGUAUAAUCUUCCUUACACCUUAACUGAUUUGUAUUAUCGUUGAAUGAUUUCUUUAUUUUGUUAAAU
This is a messenger RNA of Papilio machaon (common yellow swallowtail), 418 nucleotides long. Its product is annotated as oleosin-B6. The coding region runs from base 42 to 395 and encodes 117 amino acids. The transcript has 2 exons. The record is from RefSeq and is a predicted model, not a curated record. Lineage: Eukaryota; Metazoa; Arthropoda; Insecta; Lepidoptera; Papilionidae.